Molecule: messenger RNA, 1416 nt
Organism: Dinoponera quadriceps
Lineage: Eukaryota; Metazoa; Arthropoda; Insecta; Hymenoptera; Formicidae
Exons: 2
Coding region: 967-1395 (142 amino acids)
Source: RefSeq, a predicted model, not a curated record
CAGUCGCAUGUUUCGAAUUGUUCGUGAAUAUAUCUUAGAACGAAUGGAUACAAAAGUAUCAAUUUCAGACAUAAAUGUAUCGAUAGUAUCAAAAUGUCAGUGUAACAUCACUACUAAAAAUAGUCCGACUAAAUUCAACAAAAAUCAACGAGUGUCUAAUGGAAAAUCCCACGCAGUGGAUUGAAUUUUGAACUUCGGAGUUGGGUGCCACAAUACUCGAAUCGAUCCGAGCAUAAAAAUUCCUCAGGAUCUCUGAUUACUGCGAUCUUGUUUCUUGUUUUUUUCCUUUUCAUUUUGCGGAAUAUUAAAACAGGUUCUUUGGAUUCCGGAAUCUUGGAUUCUCGACGUUCGAGAGCCACUAUUGAUCCGAAUAGCGAUCGAUAUCGAGCGAAUCGUUCCUCAAUCUCGAGCGGUGCAUAGCUCAGCGUAGUUUUACGAGCCGCUCGUCCUUAUUGCCUGCGUGAGGAGUUCAGUGCACCGCGGGCGCAUCGCGACUCGGAAUAAGAAUAAGCCGAAUCUCUCUAUUGAUUCACCUGGAAACCAAAUCGAUAUCCGUGCGCGGCACAGGCGCUCACUUCGUUACGGAUCGGCCAACUUUCCUUCAAUCGAGUUGAGUUCGUCGCCCGUUUAAGCAAACUCUGCCAAAUCCGGCAACUUGAAAACGCGCUCUGGAUUUUUCCGCGGCCCGAGAAGUAUUUACAGUUCCACCAAAAAUCACGAUUCCGCGAGAAUUCGUCAGCGGCUGAAGGGAAUAUUCCGAUCUUGCGAGAUUACGUCCGUUAAAUCAAUCACGAGCUUAAUUUCCUAUCGAAUCAAUUUAAUGUAACGUUUAAUUAUUAAGUAUUUUCUAUCGGCUUUGAAAGGUGCGUGUAAACGUUUUUCAUCUCGUCGUGAGAAGAUGCGAGAGAUCGAUAUUGCCCAUCAAUUUUGAAAAGUGGCCAAGACUUUUGAUCAUUGGGUUUGAAAAUGAAUAAGAAAAUCAAUUUGUUUACGGAGGAUGAAAACUUGGAGUUCCUCGGAGACCUUUGGGAUCCGAAAGAUCCUUCAAAGAAGGCGGAAGAGAAGCCUGUGACUCGGAAGUAUCGCACAAAGCAUAUGAAGCAGUUUCCGGAAUUAUACCGAAGCGAUGUCUCGAUUCACCCCAGCUACACUGGCCUGAAAAAAUUGCCAUACCACGUGGUCUGCAGGCAUCGUGUGCAAAGGAUCAGGCGACAAAUCUUCCGGCAGCUAAAUCGCGAGAUCGAACACUUCGCGAUGAUACAGAUGUUCGCCCUCGACGGCGUGAGGAUCGAUCGUGUCUUCAGUGUCGGCAUGUCGGCGAAAUCGUUGAUCGUGCCGGAUCCAUUAACGGAGAAAGAGAGACGUCGACUGAACGAUCUCCUCCGAGAUACCUGAGGAACUCUGUGCAAUUUGAUA